Kockovaella imperatae is the source of this 1719-nucleotide messenger RNA. RefSeq lists its product as hypothetical. NCBI's taxonomy places the organism in Eukaryota, Fungi, Basidiomycota, Tremellomycetes, Tremellales, Cuniculitremaceae. Bases 224 to 1651 code for a protein of 475 amino acids. The record is from RefSeq and is a predicted model, not a curated record. The transcript has 13 exons.
CACGAUGUCUCUUUGGAGGUCUGUCGGCCUGCAUCUCGUGCUGCUCCCCUAGUGGAUACUGUACUUAUAUGUGUCUUGAACACCUUUCAUCCUUUAUGCUCGUCGCUCAAAACGCGGAUCUCGCGACCUUAGCCGAAUCGCGCAUGCUGCGCGGAAGACUUUGGUUUCGAUCCUUUUUCCAACAAAUACACCUGUCCCAGCGUCUGCAAUAGCGUUAACGACUAUGGCGUGGAGGUCAUUGGCCUUCCUACUCGUCUGUAGCGUACUUCGAGCCGUUCGCGCUCAUGAACAUCACCAUGAUUUGUCAGAAAUAGACCUGACGAUAGGUUUCGACUGGAUGAUAUGGACGCAUAUGGUGAUUCAAGCCUUUGUCUGGGGUAUCUCUUUUCCACUUGGCAUGGUCCUUGGCAUGACCAAGUCCAAGUACCAUGUCCCACUACAGAGUACGAACGUCGUUCUCGUAUUCAUCGCCAUGUGGAUGGGACAUCAUCAUGGAGGCAGAGAGUUCCCAGCAACCGUCCACGGAAUCAUGGCAAAGAUCAUCUGGUGGAUCAUGAUACUCCAAGCGUCAAUGGGCAUCUUCCUCAAGUUUCAUGUCAUGGAGAAGACUGUCCGACGAUACGUCGUUCCGGUCCAUGGCGUGCUGGGCAAAAGCUUCCCAGUGCUCGGAUGGACUCAAAUGGUCUUUGGAGCCGCGACGGCUCUCAACUUCUGCCGAGGUGGCGAGCUGGGCCAAUGCGCCGCUCACUAUAUCAUGGGCUCUGCUUUCAUCGGAUAUGCUGUGAUACUCGUGAUCAUGCUGCAAUUGGGUGGGCGUUGGCUGGCAAAGGUAGGAUGCAGUCAAGAGAUGCUAGACAGUUCGGUCAUUACAGCUUGGGGUAUCGUCAAUGCUUUCACUGAGCACCAUGGUGGUCCAUGGACGCAUAAAGAUAUGCAACAUACCAUGUUGGGCGUCUUGUGGUGGGCAGGUGGAAUGCUAGGGAUCUUUCUGAGCAGAGGAGGCAAACGGUCCUUCGUUCCAGCAGUGAUCAUCAUCAUGACUGGAUGGGGUAUGAGUGCUCACGAGCAAGCGCUCAUGAUCUCUUCCAAGAUUCACGGACUUUUCGGGUAUGCCCUCAUUGCAGCGGGUGUAUUGCGAAUAGUCGAAGUAUGCUUUGUCCUGAAUGAUGGACCGACCCCACCUGGAAUCGUCAGAGUCUUCCAGCAGCUCCCGCCCUAUCUUCUCGUGCUCGGUGGUGUGCUAUUCAUGUCCGCCACAGACGAGGAGAUGCACCACGCUGACAAUCUCGGCAUUGAUCAUGUCUCGUAUGCACUCUUCGACUUCUCCCUGUCGUUCCUGAUCUACCUCGUCAUCACCUUCAUGGUGCACAUGUAUCAAACAACAGGACAGAAUGCGCUCUCCGCCGAGGAAGCGGCAAAUCACCCAGAGGGUCAAGAAUCAGGCUAUGCGAAGCUUCGACAACGCAAUGUGUCACAGGACGAUGGCCCUGAUGGUCCAGAGGCAUACGAACUGGCUGAGCAGGAUGAUCCGGUAGUUUUCGAAUCUGUCAGAGGCGGUCAAGUAAACGGACAUCCACCAGAGAUGGACGAAAGGGACGAAGUCGAUUGGCUACAUAAGGAUACGCGGAAUGAAAAUCGUGUGAGAUUGUAGAACAAACGAGCCCACAGUGUGACCAUUCUUUGUUGUUGCUAGUCAUCAUUCAUGCAUCGAUAUCCACU